This is a messenger RNA of Polistes canadensis, 883 nucleotides long. RefSeq lists its product as uncharacterized. The coding region runs from base 141 to 698 and encodes 185 amino acids. The record is from RefSeq and is a predicted model, not a curated record. The transcript is spliced from 5 exons. Lineage: Eukaryota; Metazoa; Arthropoda; Insecta; Hymenoptera; Vespidae.
UUAUCUUGUUACACUUUUAGUUCAGAUUUUAUCCAAAGUUGUCGCUGAAGCCGUGUAUGUUUCAAACAAAAGAUGGUGAAUAGCCAUAAUAAAAAACAAUUAUUAAUUAUUAAAAAGUGACUAGCAAAGAAACGAUUAAAAUGUACAAUUCUUUCAAUAACAAUGUUGUAAUAUGUCCUUUCAACGAAAAUCACAGAAUAGCUAAAUCACGCAUUCAAAAACAUAUCGUCAAAUGCGAAAAGAACUAUCCAAGUGAUUAUAAAGUUAUGUGUCCUUUCAAUGCGUCCCAUCGUUUAUUUAAACGUGAAAUAAGUGAACAUAUUACUCAAUGCCCAGAGCGAAAACUAGUUAAACAUGAACUAUGUGACCAAAUCGAGAAAAAGGAAUUGCAACAUGAAACAACAGAUUUGAUUGACUCUAGCGAAAACUGGGAUAAAUUACUUAAAUCUGAUUCGGUAUCUAAUAUAAAGGAAAAUCCUCAUUUUAAUAUAAGAGAAGAUUACUCAAAAUAUUACAAUGACGAUGAAGAUUUAAGACCACCCCGUGGUUAUUCAGAAGUUCUAUUAGUUGAAAUUGACGAAGAUAUAAAGUUUGAAGAUAUAGAAUCAGUAACAAGUGAUAUGGGAAUAGGAAGAGGCAAAAUUAAUUCAGAUUUGUUACGAAGAAUUGGUAUGAGAAGAGAAGAUUUUUUGAGCUAAUUGAUGUUUUUCAUGUGGAGUUAUACCCUGCUCGCUUAUACCAACAGAAACAGGAUAAUCUGCAUAUAUAAAACAUUAAUAGAACAUAAAUAAAUAUAUUGAGGUUUAUUAUAUUAUUUCUUCGUUAUUUUAGUCAUAUGUUUAUAUUUUUAUAAAAAAAAAAGAAUAAAAACAGUUACAAAAUA